Messenger RNA from Fusarium tjaetaba, 1533 nucleotides. Its product is annotated as HXT2-hexose facilitator of moderately low affinity for glucose. Gene Ontology annotation, biological process: transmembrane transport; carbohydrate transport. The record is from RefSeq and is a predicted model, not a curated record. The transcript has 4 exons. Gene Ontology annotation, molecular function: carbohydrate:proton symporter activity. Gene Ontology annotation, cellular component: membrane. NCBI's taxonomy places the organism in Eukaryota, Fungi, Ascomycota, Sordariomycetes, Hypocreales, Nectriaceae. Bases 1 to 1533 code for a protein of 510 amino acids.
AUGCCGAAAAGCUUCGUCGUCAAGUAUCCCUACGUCUGGCUGUGCUGCGGCUUCGCUACCCUCGGAGCUUGUCUGUACGGCUACGACGGCGUAUACUUUACCGGAGUUUCGACUCUCGCUGACCGUCAAGAUGUCUUUGUUCGCGACUUUGGAACGCGGGGUGACGAUGGCGGAUUCCACAUCUCGCCCCAGAAUCUAGCUGUCAUGACGAGCAUGAUCAAUGUGGGCGAGUUAGUGGGAUCGUUGCUAGCAGCACCGUUGAACGAUCUAUUCGGCCGAAAGGGCUCGCUCUUGACCGGCUCCGUUGCCGUGGUCGUUGGUGUUGUAAUGCAGCUAUCGACAACUUCGAGCCGUGCUCUUAUCACCGCCGGUAGAGCCGUUUCCGGGUUUGGGGUGGGAACCUUUUCGGUAACUUCGCCUUUGUACAUGGGAGAAAUAGCGCCGGAGUCUUUGAGAAGUCCCCUUCUCAUGUGCUGGCAGCUCGUUUUGUCCGUCUCACAGAUCAUCGCUGCUGGUAUCAACAGGAGUGUUAUCCACAACGACACUAGUUUUGCAUAUCGAUUUCCAAUUGGAUUUCAGCUCAUCUUCCCAUUGAUUCUAUUCCUCGGAAUUACAUGGCUUCCAGAAUCUCCGCGCUGGUUGCUCCGCCGUGGGCAUCAUGACAAAGCGAUGCGGUCUCUCCGCUUACUUCACCAUGAAGACAAGCACUACGACGCUAAACCCGUGAUGCAGAACAUCGAAGAAGAUCUCGAAAAAGAAAGUUCUAGUGAAAUUGAAAGCGCGUGGAUUCAACUAAUCACGGAUCCAAUUGAACGUCGCAAAGUGAUCUACAGCGCCGGCGCCCUGAUCGCCCAGCAGAUCAACGGAAUCCAGUGGUUCUACUACUUUGGCACCAUCUUCUCCAAAGCAAUUGGCCUCAAGGACCCGUUUCUUAUGACCCUUAUUGUAUUCAUUAUUCAAGUCUUUGUCGUUCUUGCGGCGGUGUUGCUGGCUAACAAGAUUCCGCGACGACCUCUCUUGCUCAUCACCACGGGGAUCAUGACUGUGUCUAUCUUUGUGGUUGGAUGCUUGGGUAUCCCUGGAGGAACUCCGAGCGAAACUGUUGGCAAGGUCAUUAUAAGUUUUGUGAUUAUUGAGAUUGUCGCCUUUAACUUUGCUUGGGGUCCUCUUGGCUGGACUAUCGCUUCGGAAAUGGCCGUUGGGAGAAACCGAAACAAAAUCUACGCAGUAGCAGUCGCUUCUUUCUGGGUCACGGUCUGGGCUACUGUCUUCACUCUACCAUACCUCUACUACUCCGCCAACCUCGGCCCCAAGACAGGCUUCGUAUACACAGGUCUAUGCUUCGUCACGUUGUCUUACGUAUACUUCUGCGUCGGCGAAGUUACGGGCCGCAGUAUGGAGGAGAUAAACGGCUUCUUUCGAGAUGGCAUCCCUGCACGGCAUUGGAAGAAGCAGCCAUUCGCUGAAGCCCAGAGAGAUCACCGAGUCAACCUCGUCGAGGUACAGGGCAAUGAAAAGAUAGCGAAUCGCUGA